Molecule: messenger RNA, 8998 nt
Organism: Drosophila novamexicana
Lineage: Eukaryota; Metazoa; Arthropoda; Insecta; Diptera; Drosophilidae
Gene: RhoGEF2
Exons: 24
Coding region: 761-8230 (2489 amino acids)
Biological process (GO): G protein-coupled receptor signaling pathway
Cellular component (GO): cytoplasm
Molecular function (GO): G protein-coupled receptor binding; guanyl-nucleotide exchange factor activity
Source: RefSeq, a predicted model, not a curated record
GGCGCGACACGCCUUUAAUUCAAUUAUUUUGCUCUGCUUUAAGUAAAAAACUAAGCAACAUUAUUCAUAUACAAUACGAGCGUAAACUUAUCUACUGUUUUUUAAAGAGUUCAAGAGCAAAGCAAAUAAACGACUUAACACGAAAAAAACAAAACAUAUAAAGCACACACCUCUAAUUAUAAAAAAGAUUUGAGGAACAAAGAAUAAAAUGUAAAAUCUAAAACGAAUUUCAAAACAUUAUUUUUCAAUUAAAAAUAGUGCAAAUUUCAAAAAAAUUAAAAUAAUAAUAAUAAUUGAUAACUUUGUCGCGAACGUCGAAUAGGAUUGCAAUUAUAUUUCCUGCGCAUUGUAUUGUGUUAAUUGGGACUUCCCUUUUAAGAACAUGAAGCAUUAAAUUAUUCCAAUUGUCAGUUGGACAGGCGCAAAAAUCGAUUUGCGAAGGUUAGAUUUGAGGUUUCCAGAUAAUUAUUUGCUUAGACAUUAUUGUUAUUAAUUAACUGAUUAACAAUAUUAAACACCAAAUCAAACGAGUAUUAUUUGUAUAUAAAAUAAGACAAGUGAAAACAAGACGUGUUUUGAAAAAGAAUUUAGACUACCCAAAUCGUUUUCGCUCGGAGAUUCAUUGUGUUUCAGACGAAGUGAAUGCAUUUUUAGGAUCGGAGACCCAUGUGAAUACGGAUUCUUUCGGCUAUCAACAAGUAUUUACUGCAAAUCGCAGCAAUAUUUCGAUAUUUUAUUUUAAAGACCAUUGCGGGACUCUAUGGAUGACCCAUCAAUCAAAAAGCGAUUGAUUGAUUUUGGUACCGACGACCAUGAGUACGAUGAAGUCCAUGAACUACCAGAGGAAUCAAACAAUCAGUUAUUGCAGCCAACAUCAACUUCACAAAAUAUCCAUAUUGGAGACAACAGUGUCGCAGCAUCAAGCAUUAUUGCUGUCGUUGGGGGCACAGCAACCGAGGAUUCGCUGCCAGAGCUGCCACCUCCAAAGCAGAAAUCUGUAAAGAAUUCCAAGAAUAAACAAAAGCAGAAAUCAGCCAACAAAUCAAAAAUACCACGAUCUCCGUCGCUGGCGAGCAGCUUUAGUAGCUUGGCUAGCAGCUUUAGUGGCAGUCAUAACAAUAAUAACAACGUUCCACCACAGACGCCUCCAUUGCCAAGCAGUUAUCAACAGCAGAAUAAAAAAAAUAAGGCGAAACUUAUGAAUGGUGCGGAGAACUCUGAUUGUGCAAGUGCAACGCCAGCGGCUGCACUUGCCGUGCCCGGACCAUGUGAGAGCAAUCUAAUGGGACCUGGUGUCCUAUUAAGUCCAGUUCUUACUGAUGGCGACGUGGGAACUAGCCCGUGUUCAACGGGUAGUCGUCCUCAGACACAACUAACUCCAAUUGCACCAGUGCAAAAACCAAUGACUCCAAACCCAGCAUCACCAAAAAAUUUUCAGUAUUUAACCUUAACUGUUCGGAAGGAUGAUAAUGGCUAUGGUAUGAAAGUAUCGGGCGACAACCCGGUUUUUGUGGAAAGUGUAAAGCCCGGUGGAGCUGCACAAAUUGCUGGUUUAGUUGCCGGGGAUAUGAUCUUGAAGGUAAAUGGACAAGAAGUGCGGCUGGAAAAGCACCCGACUGUUGUGAGUUUAAUCAAAGCUUCCACAAUCGUGGAACUGUCUGUGAAACGCAGUCAAAAGAUGUCUAGGCCCUCAUCUGUGGGAAUUGUGCCAACGACACCGAUACUCUCGGGCCGCGAUCGCACAGCCUCAAUUACUGGACCCCAACCUGUUGAUAGCAUCAAACGACGAGAAAUGGAAACGUACAAGAUUCAAACUCUACAGAAAAUGUUGGAGCAAGAAAAAUUAAAUCUGGAGCGUCUUAAAGGCGACACAAAUAAUCCCAGCUAUAAACUGUCCGAGGCAAACAUACGAAAGUUGCGUGAACAAUUACGUCAAGUAGGAGCUGAGCAGCGAAUUCAAGAUGCUUUUAAUCCAAUGUCGCAGUCCCUUUACCACCAUGUCCAAACGAACACGUCAAACGUGCAUCAGAAUACGCAGCGUAGCUUGCAACAACAAUAUGUCUAUCAGCAGCAACGAUUAAGAGAAAAUUUAAAAUCAACAUCAGGAUCAAAGUGUAAAAAUAUGUUUACAAUAUCAAAGAGUUUAAUCGAGGAAGAUAUUCCGCCGCCCUUACCACAACGAAAUCCAACAAGGCAACUUACAUUGGAUUUGGGUAAUGCAAACAGUUCCCAGCUUUUUGCCCCGAUUUCCGACUUGGAUCGCGCUGGCAGUCCCCAGCGAAGUUCACCGAAGUCGAGCACAAAUAUAAACGAAAACAGUGGUCCUGUAAAUAAUAACAACAACAAUAACAGCAGCGCCAAGGCAAAGCGAUCAAAAGUCAAAGCUAAAGCUUUAUCGGAUCCAAAAAUGACAACGCAAAUGUUUUUACAAAUGGAAACAACUAAUAGGGCACUUGUAACUGAAGAUGUGAGUAAUUGUGGCAACAUGGAAGUCGAUAAUGUGCCCCCACCUCUGCCUCCUCGGCAGCCGGGGAUGUUGUCAGAAGAGAUAAAUCGUGGCAGCUGCCAGAACCUAAAUACUGGACGCGCACAACCAAAUUCUGUAGGUACUGGUUACAAUUAUCCACUUGUUUCGACAUGUACUGCAGUUCAAAGCGACAAUUUGAAGGCGGCCUUUCCAUUAUCGCAACGCCCAAACAUAGUUAAGAAAUUGCAACAGAACCAACAGCAACAACAGCCACUCGGCGGUAUGUCCACAGCAGUCCUAGGUCAAACACCCCCUCUAAAUCAAAUGAAACAUCGACGCGUUGGCUCUUCACCGGACAACAUGCAUCCAAGACACCCGGAUAGAUUAGUAAAAACCACUUCUGGCUCUUGGGAGAUCGUCGAGAAAGAUACUGAGAUAACGCCACCAGGUACUCCACCGCCCCCAUACCUAACAAGUUCACACAUGCCCGUCCUUGAAGAUCCAAAUGAAAGCUGCAGUGGAGGAGCGGGAAUAUUUAUAGAAGCGCAUCACUUUACGCCACUGGCGUCACCUUCGCAGCAGCCUCUACAUUCCAGCCGCAUACAGGCGGCUCAAUCAACUGACACGCAGAAGGAAAUUAUAUCAAUGGAAGACGAGAACUCCUCUGAUCAGGAAGAACCAUUUAUCGAUGAAAAUGGACCAUUUAACAACUUAACUCGGUUGCUUGAGUCCGAAAAUGUUGUUUUUCUAGCUGUCUUCCUUAACUAUGUUUUGUCCAAUUCCGAACCAGCGCCACUUCUUUUCUACCUUAUAACUGAACUAUACAAGGAGGGUACUUCCAAGGACAUGCGAAAGUGGGCCUAUGAAAUACACUCAACUUUCCUUGUACCGCGUGCACCGCUGUCUUGGUAUCGACAAGACGAGUCUUUAGCGAGGGAAGUAGACAAUGUGCUACAGCUGGAAUUUGAUAAAGUGGAAAUAUUGCGAACUGUGUUUUUACGCAGUCGCAAGCGUGCCAAGGACAUCAUUAGCGAACAGUUACGGGAAUUUCAGCAGAAACGCACGGCUGGUCUGGGAACUAUAUAUGGGCCUACCGACGACAAGCUCGCUGAAGCGAAGGGGGACAAGCAGAGGGAACAAAUUAUUGACAAAUAUCUUAUGCCCAACCUGCAAUUGUUAAUUGAAGAGUUUGAAAAGGAUUUGCCACAAGAAGACGCUCGGAAACUUGCCCUGUGUUCUGCUCUUUCAACGGUGAUACACCGCAUCUUUACUACACGUUCGCAUCCAAACAGUAUUGUGGAUCGUGUUCACCAUUUCGUUAGCCGUGAAAAGAGUUUCAAAUCACGAAUAAUGGGCAAAAAUCGAAAGAUGAUUGUACGGGGUCAUCCAUUAGUAUUACGACAAUACUACGAAGUGACACAUUGUAAUCAUUGCCAAACGAUUAUAUGGGGUGUGAGCCCACAAGGUUAUCAUUGCACAGACUGUAAAUUAAACAUUCACCGUCCGUGCUCGAAAGUGUUAGAUGAAAGCUGCCCAGGACCGCUUCCUCAAGCAAAACGACACCCGCACAACGACAACAAAAUUAGUAAAUUUAUGGGUAAAAUAAGGCCUCGGACGAGUGAUUUUAUAGCAAAUGAAAAACGCGCUCGUCAGGAUGAGGACAUGGAUACAGAGUCAAUUAACGACCGCGUACACUCAUCAAUUGUUCGCCAGCCAUCAGACCGCAGGCUUGAUGCUAACAUAUCGAUUCGUUCUAAUGGCAAUACAUCCAGUAGCACCUCUGUGCUUAAUAGUAGCGAUUUGCAAAAUUCUUUUCACGCUACCAGCAACGCUAACGAAAGUGCUACCAGUAGUGGUGGCUUCGUAGGUGUCUCAGAUCUUACUAUAAGCUCGGGUUCUACGACUUUAUCUAAUUGUUUGACAGGCGGGACUGGAAUGACUUCUAUAAGCGAUCUAAAUGCACCUGAAUCGGCCGACAGUAAGGAUGCGCGAAGGGAAACUUUUUACCAACAUAAUAAAAGCGCACCGGUAUCGGUAAACCGAUCAGAGUCGUACAAGGAACGACUUUCAAACAAGCGGAUCCGUAAUAGCCGUCGCAAAACUUCAGACCCGAGCUUAUCAUCGCGAACCAAUGAUGACCAAGCAGACCUGGGCCUCUCAACAUCAAACUAUACGGGAAGCUCAAGUUCUAGUCUCUCUUCGGGAGGUGGUUCUGAUAGUCCAAGUACCUCAAUGGAACAGGUUGCUAGUGGUAUUGCCGCAGCAACCAUUGGGACAAGCGUCAUAUCCAGUGCAGCCAAUUUACACCAGCAUCCGCAUAUUCUUAUGCAGCAGCACGCAAAUCAGCACAGUCAGCAAGAUUCGUUUCAAGGUAGCGUAGGAAGUAACAGUAGUGCCAGUAACACAAGCUUCUGGAAUGCCGGACAACCUGCGCAACGUCAGUGGAAUUUUGAAAGCGAUGAUGACGAUCUCAAUGAAGCCGACUGGAGUUCAAUAGUUGCUGUUGAGAUGCUUGCAGCGCUAACAGAUGCUGAAAAAAAGCGACAAGAAAUAAUAAAUGAAAUCUAUCAAACAGAACGGAAUCACGUCCGCACUCUUAGAUUAUUGGAUCGUUUGUUCUUUUUGCCUCUCUAUGACAGUGGCUUGCUGUCCCAAGACCAUUUAUUGCUAUUAUUUCCCCCUGCAUUGCUGUCCUUGCGAGAGCUUCACGGUGCCUUCGAACAAAAGCUUAAGCAACGUCGUGUAGAGCAUAAUCACGUUGUACAACACGUUGGGGAUUUGCUCUCGGACAUGUUUGAUGGUAAAUCUGGUGAGGUGCUAUGUGAACACGCUGCUUCAUUUUGCGCACGCCAGCAAAUAGCACUUGAAGCAUUAAAAGAAAAGCGACACAAGGACGAACAAUUGCAAAAAUUGCUUAAAAAAUCAGAGUCACAUAAGGCUUGUCGUCGACUAGAGCUGAAGGACUUAUUGCCCACGGUAUUACAGCGACUGACCAAAUAUCCUCUUUUGUUUGAGAAUCUAUAUAAGGUCACUAUUCGAGUACAACCUGAAAACACCACUGAAGCAGACGCUAUACAGCGCGCCGUGGAGUCGUCAAAGAAGAUUCUUGUUGAAGUAAACAAGGCUGUCAAAACGGCUGAAGAUGCUCACAAGUUGCAGAACAUUCAACGCAAGUUAGACAAAUCUUCAUAUGAUAAAGACGAAUUUAAGAAACUGGAUUUAACACAACAUCGUCUCGUUCAUGACGGAAACUUAACGAUGAAAAAGAAUCCUAGUAUACAACUUCAUGGAUUGCUUUUUGAAAAUAUGAUAGUUUUGCUAACAAAACAGGAUGAUAAAUAUUUACUAAAGAAUCUUCAUACACCACUAGCUGUCAGUAAUAAGCCUGUAAGCCCUAUUAUGAAUAUUGACUCGGAGACUUUAGUGCGUCAGGAAGCCGCUGAUAAGAAUUCAUUCUUUUUAAUAAAGACAAAGACCUCUCAAAUGCUAGAGCUUCGGGCGCCUAGCAGCUCUGAGUGCAAAACGUGGUUUAAACACAUAUCUGAUGCUGCUGCACAACAAUAUAAGCCUCGAUCGAGAAAUGCUAACAAUCAAGAUGCGCCUAGUGAUGACCCUGUUAUCCCAACAACACCGCAGUCACAUACCAGGGAGUCAGUGGAUCCAACGCCUGACCGUUCCCAACCAACAAGCGCUACUGCAAUUGUUACUACAACGCCUCUGGCACCGCUUCUCCCAAUAGCUACUGUAGCACCAGCCCCAACCACAAGUAAUAACUACGACAGCGGUGCUCAGCUAAGUAAUUGCCGCCGCGAGAGCUCUAAUAAUGAUAAUGAAGGCUAUUACAACAUAAUGGCUAAGCGACGUCUUAGCCAAAACGACACAAGCGCAACCAUAAGUCGUACCAUGUCCACGCGCAGCUGUGGAGAGCCUAAUAAUAACUAUCCCACCAUUACUCAGGAUAUAAAUACUGUAUGUUUGCGUCACACCCAAUCAGCACGCGAGGCCAAUAACGAGGACCGCACAAUGAACUACGAGUUAGUAGGCGGACAGUCAAAGCGCGACAGCGCGAGCAUCGUUUGCUCGAAUAAUUCUAAUAACACACGCACAUUACUCAUGCAGUCACCCCUUGUUGAACCAACCGCGAUUCAAAUUAGUAUAAGCCCUGCGCACACUGCCGAGCCGGUGUUGACGCCAGCUGAGAGAUUACGUCGCCUAGAUGCUUCUAUUCGAAACGGUUUACUGGAGAAGCAGAGAAUUAUUUGUGAUAUAUUUCGCUUGCCAGUGGAGCAUUUUAACGAAAUUGUCGAUAUUGCUAUGAUGCCAGAAGCACCCAAAGACAGCGCUGAUAUUGCACUAGCUGCCUAUGAUCAAGUCCAGAUGUUGACCAAAAUCUUAAAUGAUUACAUGCAUGUAUCUCCGGAAAUGGAGAUAUCCGCUGUAUCGACGGCUGUGUGUGACCAUUGUCACGAAAAGGAAAGGCUUCUCAAUAUUGCAAUGUCUCCACCACCAUUACCGAAACCAAAAAAGCAACAACAGGCUCAACAGCAAACGCCACAGCUAAAGAAAACAUCAAAACAUAAAUCACUUCUUGUUGAAGAGGUAGCCAUACAUGAGGAUGACGACGGAUAUUGCGAAAUUGACGAGUUGCGUUUGCCUUCUAUUCCUGCAAAGCCAUCAGAUACAGCUACCCCGUUGGCGCCCUUUAAUUUUUCAACUGUGCCAGCUACAGAAAAUAGUUUGAUAUUGGCUCAGUCAAACAGCAAUAAUACUGAUAUAGACAAAAGACAAAGCACCAUUAGUGUUGAUGGCAUUUGUGGAGAAUCGCCCGAUGAGUUGCAUUCAGGCUUAGGUUUCAAUGCCCAGAAUUCAGAGGCAUCAAUAACACUUAAAGCUCCAAAAUUAAAUGAAGCAACUGAAAUAAUAGAGCCAUUAAUUUUAUCUGAACUUAACGAUAAAAAUCAAAUACCAGCAUCAAAAAUGACAAACCAGCCGACUCAACAGAUGGGAGACUCGUAUACUUUAGAUGCGACGCAAAGUGAGGAAUCUGUAGACAAAAGUGACCACAUUGAAAUUAAUGAUGUGUAUGAUAAUUUGCAGGCUGCACUUAAUAGGACUCACAUUAGAUUAUCCACGGAUGACAUUUCCCCAAAAACAACACAGUCAAUGCCUCCAGCUGAAGUGGAAAAGGGGGUAGGAUCGACACCGACUGUUGGAAACUUAUGUAGACUUAACCGCAUUCAGCAUGCUAAUUCUUUAGAGCCAAGCGUUCCAUGUCAUGCUCUCAGCAGUAUUGUAAAUGUGUUGAAUGAGCAAAUUUCUCUACUUUUGCCCAAAAUUAAUGAACGCGAUGUAGAGCGCGAGCGUCUACGCAAAGAAAAUCAACAUUUACGUGAACUUUUAAGUGCCAUGCAUGAUCGUCAGCGAGUUGAUGUAAUACAGCACACACCAACCGAUAUAUUGACGAUUAUGCAAGCGGCUGACGCAGAAUUCGAAGAUGAUAUUGACUCAAUUUCCAACAUAUCCCUUACACCAACACCCACACCGUUACCUUCCGAUUCUACUAUCGAAGCAAAGAGAGAUUCACGGGAUCCGCCAUCACAUUUAGCUGCAGACUUUCUGGAAACCAAGGAUUCUAAACAAAACGUUGACCGUGAUACACAAUUGCCAGGCGAUUCUCACAGGCAACCAGAAACAUUAUUAGAUGCCGCCGAUGAAAAUAAUACAAUGGAGCAGAAACGCGAAGAUAAAAGCGUUAAGAACUAGCGACAGAAUGCAACACCUUGUCUGGUGUUAAACGUUCCGCAUUCUCUUUUGCGAAAAUGAUGCGAUGGACUUCUAAUACUGUGACUACUCCUUUAUGCAAUGUCUUAAGAAAGCGUUGAUAUAGACAAUAGCUUCUUUUAUGCAGGUUUAAGCACAAAUCUUUGCAACGCCAUUGUCCAAUUGAAUUGGCAGCGUCUGUGUUAAUAUGGCCUUAUUAAAACAUUCAACUACUUAUUAUAGCUACUUUUGCUUUACUAAGUUGUAACUUGUAGUGGCUUAAGGGUGAAAUAAGUUUUGCUUUAAAAUACCUAUGUAAAUUCCAUUUAGUGACAUUAAAUAAUUUAAUACAAAUUAAUAUUAGUCAUUUUGCGAUAAAAAGCAAUUAUUGUAUAUGAAAUAUUACGAAUAAACUUGAUGUAAAACAAACGUAAAUAUCAACUUGUAAAAUGUAAAGUACACAACGCCUAAUACAUUACAUAAACACCCCUAAUUAAAACAAGAAAAGUUAUAUAUAUAUAUAUAUAUACAUAUACAUAUAAGCAGAAGUUACACGAUUGCAUGGUUGACUCUCAUAUGGUUAACAUCAUAUACCCUAAGCCCAGAAUCUAGGGACUUCAAAUUUUGAAACGUAUGUCGUCUUAGUACCCGCGCAGUAUAAGUUCGAUAACUUACCCGUUUUCUAUCAAUGCAUAAAAAUCAAUACCAAAAUCAAAUUCUUGAGAACAUCUCUUAGGUUUUAAGAGCUAGAAUCCCCAAACAUGUAGCUUC